This is a messenger RNA of Arvicola amphibius (Eurasian water vole), 1737 nucleotides long. RefSeq names its product cyclin-K-like. The record is from RefSeq and is a predicted model, not a curated record. Gene Ontology annotation, biological process: regulation of transcription by RNA polymerase II; positive regulation of DNA-templated transcription, elongation. NCBI's taxonomy places the organism in Eukaryota, Metazoa, Chordata, Mammalia, Rodentia, Cricetidae. Gene Ontology annotation, molecular function: cyclin-dependent protein serine/threonine kinase activator activity. The transcript has 2 exons. Gene Ontology annotation, cellular component: cyclin/CDK positive transcription elongation factor complex; nucleus.
AUGAAGGCGAACAAAGAGAAUUCAAGCCCUUCAGUCCCAUCAGCAAACAUGGACCACAUAAAGCCAUGUUGGUACUGGGAUAAGAAGGACUUGGCUCAUACACCCUCCCAGCUUGAAGGACUUGAUCCAGCUACUGAGGCCCAGUACCGCCGAGAGGGGGCUAGCUUCAUACUUGAUAUGGGCACACAUUUGGGCUUACCCUAUGGCACCAUAGCAACAGGAAUCAACUAUUUUCAUCGAUUCUAUAUGUUUCACUCCUUCAAGCAAUUCUCACGCCAUGUAACAGGAGCUGCCUGUCUCUUUCUGGCUGGGAAAGUAGAGGAGACACCAAAAACAUGUAACGAUAUCAUCAAAGCAGCUCAUAGUUUAUUAAGUGAUGUCAAGUGUGGUGAGUUUGGAGAUGAACGGGUGAAAGAAGUCUUGGUGCUGGAGAAAAUCUUACUACAGACCAUACAGUUUGAUUUAGAAGUAAAGCAUCCAUACCAGUACCUACUCAGAUAUGCAAAGCAGCUCAAAGGUCAUAAAGAAAAAAUUCAGAAGUUGGUUCAAAUGGCAUGGACCUUUGUAAACGACAGUCUCUGUACCACCCUAUCACUGCAGUGGGAACCAGAGAUCAUAGCUGUAGGGGUAAUGUAUCUUGCGAAACAUUUGUGCAAAUUCAAAAUUCAAGCGAUGACCUCCAGACCCAUGUACAAAAGGUGGUGGGAAUAGUUUGUUCAAGAUCUCUGUGUUGACAUUCUGGAAGACAUCGGCCACCAAAUCCUGGAUCUUUACACACAAACAGAACAAGAGAGGCCUCAUCAUGCCCUUCCUCAGCUGCAGCAGCCCCCAUCCCUUCAGCCUGCACCACAAGUCCCACAGCCACACCCAUCGCGAGGCUCUGAGGCAGCACAGCCCCAGCAGAAGGAGCAGCAGCAGCACCAGGAGCAAACACCGAAGCCCAAGACGCCGCCCCCACAGCCUAGUCCUCCAAGAGAAGCUGAGCACACCAUGGUGGAAUAUCCUGAGGAAGAGAACAAAGCCACAGCACCACCACCUAAAAUUCCCAGACUUGAGACCACUCCCCUACCCUUGCCUCCAGACUGGAAGCCUCCCAUUGCUCCUGCCUUAGACUGGAAGCCUCCCAUUGCUCCUGCCUUAGGUGAGGCUGAUGCCGGCAACCCAGUGGCAGCAAGUGACCUCCCCAAAGUCCAGAUUCCUCCUCCAGCCCACCAGGCCCCUGUGUACCAACCACCAUCACUGGGGCCUCCACCGCCACUGCCCUACAGCUACGUGACUGGGAUGUCUAGCACCAGCUCUUACAUGUCUGGAGAGGGCUGCCAGGACCUGCAAUACAUAAUGGAAAGUGAGGGUCCCCACUACAGUGCUCUGUGCCCAGCCUAUGGGCCAUGUGCUCACCUUCCCUACCAGCCCCAUGUCUACUCCUCCAACCCACCUCCACCUCCACCUCCUGUUUUUCCUCCCCCAUCUUCCUUCCUCCCACCCACUAUUCCUCCCCGUAUCCCAUGCUACCCUCCCCUUCUCCCUCACAACAACCCCAAUUUUCCACCCCCACCUCGAUGCCUGCUACCCAUUCAUGUAGCCCCUCCUCACCCUCUUCGAGGUUUGGGUUUUCCACGAGUUAGCUACCUGCCUGCUGCUAUUCCCCCUGAGGGGCAGCAUGCUAUUCCCCCUGAGGGGCAGCUCGCUGUUACCACACUUAUCCCCCACCUGGCAAGCUGCCUGUCAGGGGGAUAG